AUGUCUGCACGAGUGAGGCCUUUGGACCCACCCAGAUUUCUGGUGGAGGGGGUGGAGCAGGUUACCAUGGAGGACGUUAUAGAAAAUAAGCGUCCUGAUGCUGGAACUCUCUUCAACAACACCAACAACAGCAAUAACAAUGAAGAGGAGGACAAAAAGAAGAAAAAGAAAGAAAAAAAGGAGAAGAAGGAGAAAAAGGAGAAGAAAGAAAAAAAGGAGAAGAAGGAAAAGAAGAAAGAACAAGAAGAGAAAGAGAAGGAGAAAGAAAAAGAGAAGGAAAAAGAAAAAGAGAAGGAAAAGCCGAAGGAGAUCCAGGUGGUGGAUCCGGCUGGAAACAUGUACUACAACUGGCUGUUCGUGAUCACGUGUCCUGUGAUGUACAACUGGAUAUUCAUCAUAGCAAGAGCUUGUUUCGAGGAACUGCAGGGGGAUUAUCUGAUCCUCUGGUUCUUCCUGGAUUACUUAUCUGAUAUGGUGUACCUGCUGGACAUGGUGUUCAGGACCAGGACAGGAUAUCUGGAGCAGGGUCUUCUAGUGAAAGAUGAGAAAAAGCUUCGCGAUCGCUACACAGACAGCGUGCAGUUUAGGCUGGAUCUAGCCUCAAUGGUUCCUACUGAUGUUUUCUACCUGUACUUUGGCAUGAACUACCCAGAGAUUCGCAUGAACAAGCUCCUGAGAGUCAAUCGACUGUUCGAGUUUUUCCAGCGCACUGAAACGCGGACUAACUUUCCCAACGUCUUCCGAAUCUCCAACCUCGUCAUGUACAUCGUGAUCAUCAUCCACUGGAACGCCUGCAUGUAUUACUCCUUCUCCAAAGCCAUCGGUUUCGGAUCGGAUGCUUUCGUGUACCCGGACCCUUCAGACCCGGAGUUUGGGCGAUUGGUGCGUAAAUACGCCUACAGCAUGUACUGGUCCACCCUGACGCUCACUACCAUCGGCGAAACACCACCGCCUGUUGAAAACUCUGAGUACUUUUUCGUAGUCACCGACUUUCUAGUCGGCGUGUUGAUUUUUGCUACAAUCGUCGGUAACGUCGGCUCAAUGAUCACAAAUGCUAACGCAGCACGAGCCGAUUUCCAAGCUCGCAUCGAUGCUAUUAAACAAUACAUGAGCUUUCGGAAAGUCACUAAGGAUUUGGAGAAACGGGUUAUUAAAUGGUUUGAUUACUUGUGGACCAAUAAAAAGGCGGUCGAUGAGAGAGAAGUACUGAAGUAUCUUCCGGACAAGCUGAGGGCAGAGAUAGCCAUAAACGUCCAUCUGGAUACGCUAAAAAAAGUGCGUAUCUUUGCGGACUGUGAAGCCGGGCUUUUGGUGGAGCUGGUGUUAAAGCUGCAGCCGCAGGUUUACAGCCCUGGAGACUAUAUAUGCAAAAAGGGCGACAUCGGGCGCGAGAUGUACAUCAUUAAAGAGGGUAAACUGGCAGUGGUGGCAGACGACGGGAUUACGCAGUUCGUGGUGCUCAGUGAUGGAAGCUAUUUCGGCGAAAUUAGCAUCCUCAAUAUUAAGGGCAGCAGGGCAGGGAAUCGCAGAACCGCCAACAUCCGCAGUAUUGGAUACUCAGAUCUGUUCUGUCUUUCCAAAGACGACCUGAUGGAGGCGCUGACUGAAUAUCCGGAUGCCAAGGCCAUGCUGGAGGAGAAGGGACGACAAAUCCUUAUGAAGGAUAAUCUCCUGGAUUUGGAGUUAGCCAAGCAGGGUCCCGAUCCCAAAGACAUGGAGGAGAAGGUGCACAAGAUCGGCGGUGUGCUGGAGGACCUGCAGACACGCUUCGCCCGCCUGCUUGCUGAACAUGAAGCUGCACAGGGAAAACUGAAGAAGCGUGUCACUAAGCUGGAGAAGAAGAUGACCAGUGAAGCUCUGAUGGAGCCACAGCCGGAAACUGCAGACAAGACAGACUAG
This is a messenger RNA of Danio aesculapii, 1899 nucleotides long. It is a transcript of the gene cnga1b, whose product is annotated as cyclic nucleotide gated channel subunit alpha 1b. Gene Ontology annotation, molecular function: protein-containing complex binding; intracellularly cAMP-activated cation channel activity; cGMP binding. Bases 1 to 1899 code for a protein of 632 amino acids. Gene Ontology annotation, biological process: monoatomic cation transmembrane transport. The record is from RefSeq and is a predicted model, not a curated record. Gene Ontology annotation, cellular component: plasma membrane; intracellular cyclic nucleotide activated cation channel complex. The transcript is spliced from 8 exons. NCBI's taxonomy places the organism in Eukaryota, Metazoa, Chordata, Actinopteri, Cypriniformes, Danionidae.